AACGUGGAUUAAAAUCACCAGGAUUGUUAUUAGAAUCCUGACCUUGAAUUUGGGGGUAGAUUAUUACAAGAGCCACAAAGAAGAAUGCUUAACAAAUCAAUUUUAUGUGGCUCUUAUGGCGAGAUUUUGGUUGUCAGCUCAGUCGGCUUGGCAGAUUUUUAGGCAUAAUUGUUAUUCCAGCGGUUUUUGGAGAGAGCUGCUCGCAGUGUUUGACGGCCUACAAGAGAGGCAGCGACACUUAGAAUAAUCUGGAAUAUUUUUCCUUGGCGUGAUUUGCUGCUGAAGGCUGGAGGACGAUGCAAUUACAGAGUGAAAAUACUUAGCGACGGCUGCUGUACGGAAUUUAAGCCCCUGACCCUUUUUCGUCAGCGCCGUUACGUCGGAAGAGUAUCACGAGCCGGUGUUGCAGCGACUUUAUUAGCCAGAAAGGAAAGAAAAAAGAGAAACAGCCCCACUGUUAUUCCGCUCGAAAUAGAUAAUAAUAACGCGAGAGUUUGCAAGUUGCCUCAAGACUGUAGUUGCAACUGUCAAAGGUGGAGUGGAUACGCGCAUGACCCAACACACAUUACUGUAAUACUGUACACGGCCGCCGAGAUAAUAUCCGUAUAAAAAAAGCGAAAUAAUCCCGAGGUAAGGAGCCGAGGAGUGAACCAAAACCGACCGAGAUUUGGCGUCUCUGCCGAUUUUUCUUCGCUUCGCUUUCUUCUACUCUCACCGACAGUCUCGCAGCUGUCGAAAUUACUGCACUAAACAUAUUUUUGUGGCUCCCUUUAGCUUCCAGCCAGCGCAAGGAUUUUUUUUUUUUUUUUUUUUUUUUUUUUUUUACUCCUCCUUCGUAAUAAAGUCGCCAUUUUGCUUCACUGCCUAUAUAAACCAUCCCGUAUUCUAAUAUUUUUCCUCAAGGAGUCGGGGACCUACGUAUGUUUUCUGGAGCUGUGUGCUUUUCCCUGCCAUUUCUGGAAAGUGUUUUUAAGGAGAAGGUUGGAGAAGAAGUGCCUCGUGGUGUACAUAUUAAUGCAGGAAAGGAGGAGUAAGGAGCGGGGGGUGGCGGAAAGGAGGCGAUUGGAAACUGGGAAUAAGGUGAAAGUGUCCUGGAUUUCUUUUCAUGUGCAGGCGGAAUUGUGAUUUCUGCUCUCCUGGUCGUCGUCGUCGUCUGUGGAGCCGGUGGAGGACGAGACGAGACGGCCGCCCGCUUCCCUCCGGGCCCCCCAGCCUCGGUCUGACCGGUCCUUGACGCACAGCAGGUGUGAUUGCCAUGUAACAGAACAUUGGUGGAAAAACGCCCACUUAGGUGCCUGUCUCCUGACCCCCUUCCUCCUCCCCUCACGUGGGUGACCCGGGGCCACCACCCGGCCCCCGGAGCUGGGUGACUGCCCGGCAGUUCAGUUGACAAACACAGCAUGGCAGCGUGCCACGUGCCGUGUUAAAAGACUUAUUUCCAGGUUGGUUUGUCAGCAGAUUGUGUGGAGAUGUGAGAUGGCAUGGAGAGCCCCAGCGGCCCCAGGCUUGGGAAGCUGUCCUCGUCGGGGCUGCCAAGGGGCCGAACCCCCAAGCAUGGACAUCCCCAGGAGCUUGUUCGAACCACGGCAGGCCCCGAAAACAACAAACACAGUCCAGUGUGUGAUGAGCCGGCAGAGGGGAAGAGGAAAGGUCGUCCUAAAGCAGAAGUGCAGGAACUGAGAAGCAUCCCUGCCCAUAUGAUAGUACAAUGGAAGGAAGAGUUUAAACGCCGCUCCAGGGUUAAAUGUCCGUGUUCAGGCUGCUGGUUAGAGUUUCCCAGCAUCUAUGGCGUCAAGUACCACUAUCAACGCUGCCAGGGGGCCACCGUAGCUGAGAAGCUGAGUCACGGCUGUCCCUACUGUGAGGCAGUGUUUGCCACAAAGGUGCGCCUGCAGAAGCACAAGCUAUGGAACCACCCAGACAGAGUUAGCAUGGAAGCAAAGCAAGAGCAGGCUAAGCUUCUAAAGACUCCUAUCAAGUCCAACACCAAGAAAAGGCCCAUGGAGAACAGUCCCCCCUCUCCGGUGUUCUUCAAAGUGAAAAAGACCCACGAGGUGUCCACACCCUCUCAGAACGGGGAGCUGGCCCACCAGAAGAGCGAGAGGAAACAGCACAGCCACAGCCAGCCUUCACAGCAGAUUCACCAGUCCCAGCCAGUCCAGCCUCAGUCUCAGCAGUCCCAGUCCCAAAGCACGUCAUCCGAUGCAGGGGAAAGUGAGAGUGAGGGGGGCAGCCUUCCCCCCUCUUUCCCAGACGAAGACCCGGAGCGAAUGAGGCACAGACGGAAGCAGAAAACGCCUAAGAAAUUCACUGGAGAACAGCCCUCUAUAUCUGGAACAUUUGGAUUGAAAGGUAUGACUAAGGUGGAGGAGAAGCUGAAGGCGGGCCGUGUAAAGAGACCGGAGGGGAGUGGGUUCAGUGAAGAGCCUCAGAGAAGACCUUCUUCGAGUCAGUCUUCCAAGAAAGAGUCAGCAACAACAAGCUCUGGUGCUGACACUCAGUGGCAGCGAGCUAUCUCAGAGCGAGGCGAAGUGGUGUGUCCCACCUGCUCCAUCGUCACCAGGAAAACAAUCCACGGGCUCAAGAAGCACAUGGAGAUUUGCCAGAAGCUCCAGGACGCCCUGAAGUGCCAGCAGUGCCACAAACAGUUCCGGUCCAAGGCCGGCCUCAACUACCACACCAUGGCUGAACACAGCACCAAGCCCUCAGGGAGCGAAGGCCAGACGGGCAACGAGCAUGAGGAGAGAGAAAGGCUGCGCCGAGUGCUCAAACAGAUGGGACGAAUCAAGUGUCCUAGUGAGGGCUGUUCAGCCCACUUUUCCAGUCUGAUGGGCUACCAGUAUCACCAGAAGCGUUGUGGAGGAGAGUUUUCUGACGAUGAGAAGCCUGUGUUUCUGUGCCAGCACUGUGGAAAACACUACCGCUCCAAGGCUGGCAGAGACUACCAUGUACGCACUGAACACUCCCCGGCCAUCACCACCACCAUGACAGCCACGACCACCACCAACAACAAGGACAACGUCACUGACACCAACAACAACACCGGAAAGGAGAGGACUGUCUCUGAGGAGUUUCCAUCAGGAGGCAGGAAGGAGCUAAGCCAACCUGAGAAGAGGGACUGGCAGGAGAAACCACCAUUCAGCCAUCCUAAGGAGAAGGACAGGGAAGCUAGAGAAAAGGAUUGGGAGAAGGAGAGGGAGAGAAACAGAGAAAAACCAGUCCACGCUGAGAGCCAGGGCGAGGAUUUUGAAAGGACCCCCAGUGGCAGAGUGAGGCGGCGGUCAGCUCAGGUGGCCGUUUUCCACCUGCAGGAGAUAGCAGAGGAUGAGCUGGCCAAGGACUGGGGCACCAAGCGGCGCAUCAAGGACGACCUGGUGCCCGACAGCAAGAGGUUAAACUACACCCGGCCCGGCCUCCCCAACUUCAGCCCAGAGCUACUAGAGGCCUGGAAGAACCAAGUCAAGGAGAAAGGCUUCAUCUGCUGCACAAAUGAAAACUGUGAAGCUGUCUAUUCCAGUGUAUCAGGACUAAAGGCACAUCUCGCCAACUGCAGCCAGGGUGGAGGUGAACUGGGGAAGUAUACCUGUCUGAUCUGUCAGAAGGAGUUUAGCUCAGAGAGCGGUGUCAAGUACCACAUUAGCAAAACACACUCACAGAACUGGUUCCGGGCAGCAGCUAGUCAAGUGGUCGCCAGUAGCAAGAGUAAAGUCCUGGAGAACAAUGGGAUCAAGGCUGAGGUGAGGAACGGUGCCACCACUGGUAAGAAGAGGGGCCGCAAACCGAAAGAGCGCCCCCCUGUGGAUGAGCCUUCUCAAAAACAAACUGAAGCACUUACCACUACUCAAAACUCAGCCCCUGCCGUGUUCCCUUCUUCAGUCCCAGCACAUUCCCCAACCCUGACCCGCGACCCAACAGACAGUAAUAAUUCAGGCCAAAACAGACAGCCCAUCCCCUCCGCCACCAGACGAAGCAAACCCAAGAGGCUGUUACUGUCAGAGUAGCGCCGCUUUUGUCGACCCAGGAGCCAGAGUGGACACUUGCUGUACGUGUUAUGCCGGGAAGCUGAAACACCUUUCUAACUCCACAAGGACUUGGCACUUAGGAGAAAGCCAAAUCAACAACUGAGACGUGAAACAUUUAGUACAGUCUUCAGAUCCUGGAUUUGAAACCCCCCAGAGUUAUUGUGUGUACUGUUGUAAACAAUACUCCAAACAGUAGUGCUUUAUUUCUCCAUUCCACUUUUGUCUCCUUUUUAAGGCACACAUUUCAGUUUCUGUACUCACAGCAGGGGUGUCAGUAAAAAGAUGAAAUCCUGACCUUUACAUGGAUAGCAUUUUUAAAACAGAGGUAGUAUUCCAAAUAAAUGGAGAGUAAUUUUCUCUGCCAGAUUCGUGGUGUUGUGUUUGAGAGAUUUUGAAAAGGAUAUUCUAUUAGCAUGGUGAAGUCAUUUAAUGAUAGCUAGUGUUUUCACAUUUUUUCACAGAUAUACUGUACUGUGUACAUAAACAAUAUCUAUAUAUAUAUCUAUAUACUCAAAGCAAUGAUGCCAUCUGUCAUUUUCAAGCCUGACACGUCCAGUUGGAUCAUGAGCAGUCAGAAUUUUUGCAGUGUGUGCUGUAGUGCAAUGUUGUUUUGAAUUAGAUUUUGUUUUCCUGGUUUUGCUUUCAUUGUUUUUUACUUUUCAUGUUUCAUGUAAGCUAAUGUCAUAUAAGCUAAAAUGUUGGUCAGUUGUUAAUCAUGUUCCACUCUUUUUCCUACAGCUGCCACUUAAGUGACAUUUAUUUUCACAUGACAGUGAAAGGUGUCUGCUUUGACAACCAGAAUUAAGUGUCAAAAGAUUAUUUCCGCAUUUCUUUUACACUGCAGUUGGAGAGCAGAAUACCCCAAAAAGUGAUUGUUAGAAAUUUUCAUCUGUAUUGUAUAAGUUACUUACAAUGAUGUGUAAUAUGACAUUGUUUAAUUGAUUUUAAGCAAAAGUUGAAGCAUUCUAAAAUAGGACUGGCAAAGCUAAAUGUUUGACAGAAGGAAAGACUUUGUGUGAAGCUUGUUGCACCAUUGCAGCACAAUCAAAUGAUGUGACACCAUUUUAAAGGCGGCCAUGUUUUGGCUACUGCUUUAGCUUGAAUCAAAGCUGAGGAGAGAAGUAAAAUACUAUCUUUUAUAGAGAGGUUGAGGAUAAUAAUCUUUUAUUAAACAGAAAAAAUUUCAAAUGAAAAUCCACAUAUAAUAAUGUAUAUGAAUUAAUUUCUGGACGCUCAAAGUUAUUGCCUUGCACUUUAACCCUUAACCCUUCUUGCUCCCCUCUUGUAUUUUUGCACUCCAGGAAUAUUCAACCUUACCUAGUGGUUGGCUGGUACAGGAGUGGGGAUGUUUUACUCUGAUGAAAAACUAGAGGAAAUCUAAAUUUAUCUUUACAUGGGUAAUGAGCAACAUGAUUAACUCUUUCUAUAUAGUGUCUGAAAUCCAACUCGACCGUAUAAUUAUGACCAGAAAGCCAUAACCGGUCCUGUUGAAGUUUAAGGCUGCUCUGCCACUUGAUAUUAGAUUAGCUUCAGAUUUUAAAAACAAAUAUGAAAUAUUAAAUUACUUUUCAAAUCUAAAAGAUCAGAGAAUAUUUUCGCUUUAACAUGUUUAAAGUAGAUACUUGAAUCCACAGUUGUGUUAACGAUUUGAGCAAAUGACAACUCCAUAAAUAUUUGAUUAUAUUUGCAGUUUAUGUCCAUAAAAAUAAUGACUCGCUUGCUUGAAAAAGAGACAGAUCAUAAAUCUAUUUUAUAUUCUAUCGUGUGUGUUACCUAGAUAGCAAUCUGAUAGCUUUGGAUAAAAUUGUGAUGUGAGGAUAUUCUGGUGAGAUUAUAAGGGUGCUUUACUUGCCACUCUACCUUAAGGACCUGAUACAACUCACUUUAGUCCACUGAUCCAUCCUGCCAUGAUCUCCUCACUGGCAAGUCCUCUGAAUUUUGCACCAAAAUGUCAAUGUCAUCAUAAAAAUCAAGCACUGAUGUCAGCAGAACAUUUUCAAGAAACGUUGAAUUUGAAUUUUCUAUGUGUCCCAGGUGGUGUCAUUCCUACGCUGUGACUUUUUAUAAAGUAACGCAAAGAUUCAGUCUGAGUUCCUCCAUUGCUAAUCAACUGAUGGAGUGAGUUCAGAUGGGGAUGAUUAUGCAUGUGUCUCUGACAGUGGGAUGGACCUUUACAGUAACUUCUAUCCAGGUUCAGUUGAUGGAGAGGAUGAGUUAGACGAGCACUGAUUGGUCCUUGGACUUUUUCAAUAUGAGUUGUCCAGACCUUGUGUGUGCGUGCGAGUGUGUAUGUGUGUGUGUGUGUGCGCAGGCGUAUGUGUGCAUUAAACAGUUAGCACCUUUGUAAUGACUGGAUGUCAGAAAUGGUAACACUUUAGUCGAGUGUUACGCCGUGGCACAGAAUCAGUUCAUCAGCUGCUUGUUACUCGUUUCAUUGAUAACGUCACAUUGACUGUGUUUACCUGACAAGCUUUGGUGUUGCAAUAUGAUAGUUUAGCACUGCUUUUAACAGUGGGUAUUUUAUAUUUUAUCACACCCUUUACUAUCUGUCUUCCUAUGAUGUGGAAAACACAUAUCUAUCCCGCAGUGUGAGCUAACUGCAACAUGUUUAGAGAGUACAGCAAUACACCAUAUUUAGCUGAUUUUGUUGGCUUGCUGAUAUUUUGAUAUUGAUGUGUCUUCUCAAAAUUGUAUGGCUUUUUUUUCACUCCCCUACUUUUAUUUGUUUGCUUUGAAAACGCUUUUUACAUGUUAUGAAAUCUAAACAUUAAACAAAAAAAGGUUGAAAAAAUUUGUAGACCACCGAGAACAUUGUAGGCCUGUGUGUUGGCAUACACUGUUAUUUUAUCCAUUUUGAUGAUGCACAUAAAUUGAGCUUUUUCAGUACAUGAUGGCAAACACAUUGAGAGAGUCCUUUAUUAUUAUCUAUUCAAUAUGGGACAACAAAGGCAUAUGUAUGUGUGUUUGUUUCUGUAUUUAGUGCACUUACUAUACCAUGAAAUAGGCUUGAAAUAGGAGUGUUGUUGGAGCUUUCUAGUUACCUGGACUGUGUGUGGUGUGAAUUUUGUACCUGGGGAAACAGCAGGCUCAAGUGUCUUCCCUUUGUCAGCAAUGUUAUUUCCAAAAACCAAGAUUGAUCCUUAGAAAUCCCCUUAGGCAGCCUAAGAAUUUUACCCUUUUAUUUGGACAACAGUGGUCCGUUUUGUAUGCUACCUACUUCAAAAGCAGGAAAUGGCAUCCGGCUCUGUUUGUCGGGGCCCUUGUGAUGAAACUUUUAAGAGUUUUAAGAGAUGAUGCUGUAGCUCAUAGCUGUUUAUGGCAUAGAGGUAACAGAUAAAAUGAGACUAAUUAUGUAUUAAAGAUUUCCAUAUCUGAAAUUAAGCUGUAUAGUACCUAACAUUGGAGGAAUCAGUGCCUCCUUUGAGUCUGAACUGUUACAAUUUUUCUCCCAAACUUGUUGUAUUACCUGUGCAUUAGUAUCCCUCAACUAAUUAAUAAAAGUUUGUUGACUAAA
Molecule: messenger RNA, 7536 nt
Organism: Amphiprion ocellaris (clown anemonefish)
Lineage: Eukaryota; Metazoa; Chordata; Actinopteri; Pomacentridae
Gene: znf512b
Product: zinc finger protein 512B
Exons: 18
Coding region: 1482-4001 (839 amino acids)
Molecular function (GO): zinc ion binding
Source: RefSeq, a predicted model, not a curated record